This is a messenger RNA of Nezara viridula (southern green stink bug), 387 nucleotides long. NCBI's taxonomy places the organism in Eukaryota, Metazoa, Arthropoda, Insecta, Hemiptera, Pentatomidae. The record is from the annotation of a GenBank genome assembly.
AUGUUUUAUCCACAAUUGGUUAUAGCAAUUGUUCUUUUGACAACACACUCAGCUUUGUCGGAAUCGUAUAGAGAGAUUGUCGCUGCUUGUUACAAAGAAGCCGGAUUGACUGGUGAUCCUGAUACAUUGAAUUUCAAUGAUCCUGAUUUUUCGAAAGAAACCAAGUGUGCUGUGGCUUGCACAUUAGAAAAACAGGGAGUGCUCAAGCCAGAUGGGUCCAUUGACAGGAAGAUGGAAAAGGAGAUACCAGAGGAAGUAGUAAAAGACGAAAAAUUGAAGAAUAAAUACCUACAGGCAAUCGAGGAAUGCCACAAUGUAUCUGCUAAGGAGGAUAGAUGUGAAAUAGCAUUCUUGUAUAUGAAAUGCUUGUAUAAUAGUUUAUUGUGA